AUGGGGCUGUUAUCUGUUGAGCAGAAAUAUAGCAUCAUCCUGAUGGCCGAGAGGCAUCCAAAAUGGACCCAAGCGGAGCUAGCCCGGUGGGCAUACGAGGCGUACCAAUUAUCGUCGCGUCCUUCGCAAGGUACCAUUUCGCGACUUUUGGCUCGCAAAAGCAUCUUCAUGAAUUCUAAGGAACAUGAAAAGGGAGCCAACCGGUUGCGGACGCCCAACAACCUUUUGGUGCGACGUAUUUUGCAAGAAUGGGUCUCACAAAGCAUAUGGAAUGGUAUCCCUAUCACUCCCCCGAUUGUUCAAGAUACCGCGCAGAGCGUAUGGCACCGCAUUCCAGCUGCGCACCGAGAGGGCAACGGUUCUUUUAGCUACAAAUGGAUCACCUAUUUUUUAUCGAAAAUGGAUCUGAACGUCACAAAUCCAGACGAGGAAUUGCCAAAACCACCCAAAGUUUGGACCUUCGAGGAACGAGACGCUCUAAAAGAUUUGCUGGUCAAAGUUUCGCCAAAAGAUCUGUUCACACUAGACGAAACGUUUUUGGCCUACAACUUGCCCAUGGACAACGCACAGUACGAAACAGGCCAGGUUCAAAGAAAAAUCGAGGUUUUAACAGUAAUGCUUUGUGCCAAUCUAGACGGUUCUGAAAAAAUGAACCCAUUGGUGAUAGGCAGGUACGAGAAUUACCGAAGCUUUCGAAGCCAUUUCGCCAACGAUCCCUCGGACGGCUCCUCUGCCACCUCGGUAGGGGCCAGAAUGGCUCGCAAAUUUUCUCUGACGUACCACAGCAAUCGUAAGUCGUGGCUAACCAGCAAUUUGUUUCACGAUUGGCUAGCUUGGUGGGACAAAAGGCUCGUUGUAGAUAACCGAACAAUCUGCAUAGUUCUGGAUGAUUCGUGCUCUCAUCGCAUAGUCAAUCUGCGGCUUAAAAAUAUCAAGCUGGUUUACACUUCUGCUAACAGUCGCUUUCUACCCUUCAAUUGGGGGGUCUUAGAUGAGUUCAAAACGCAUUACCGCGUACAGCAGUAUGAAGCACUCAUAGACUUACAAGAGAAGAUUCAAAAGAAGUCAGGCGUGAAGAAAAUACUGACGUAUGACCAAAGUACAUUGAACAUGUCCAAUGCAUUCAAGCUAAUUAAGAAUUCAUGGGAUGCAAUACCGGUGGAUACGAUUAAAGCCAACUGGAAAAGUUCAGGUAUUUUACCGCAGCAUAUGAUUCAACUCAAUGAAAAUGUUAGCAUGGCUUUCAAGAAGAAUGAAGCGUUAGAGAGAAAACUAUAUGAGGUGAGUGAGAAGUUUCAUUGCGUUAAACAGUGGGAUUACGAUAUUUUGCUGGAUCUCAACAUCGAGAAUAAGAACACCAACUUUUUGAGUUCAGAGGAGCUAGUAGAGAGCGCAAUUGUAGAUGAAUGGGAGCCAGAGCCCAAAGCAGGCUCUUAUGAGGAGGACUAUUCUGCUGCUGCGUUCAACCUGGAAACGUUCGCUCCUGUUGAUGCUAGCUCGACGCAUGAUGCAUUUGGCCAUGUAACAAAUAUGGGGCCGAAUACAAAUCCAGAAAGCGACUUUUUCGUGAGCAGGGUGAUCGACAAAACGGGUGAUAUAUUCUCCAGUAGUGUGCUUCCGCCGGUCGAUGGGCAUGAUCAUAUGGGACACGUUUCUGUUGUGCCCCCGCCUGCACCGGAUAGUCAUCUUUACUCCGCUCCACCCCCAGCACCAACUGCAAAUGCUUAUUUGGACGAAGUGUUUAGUGCCUUACCGGGAGAAGCACCAUCAGCGACGACAGAGGCUACGCUGGCUAAUCACGCCACUAAUUCAAUACCUGAUAGCACCUCGCCAGCUUCUAAUAGCUUGCCACCAAAUGAGAUAAUGGCCAUGAAUGACCCAGAUCUGAACUUGGGUGACGAAUUCGAUUUGACAAGGCACACAGGGGAUUUUUCGAAUCCCCAGGCUGCUGGCGAUACCGAAGCUGCUUUCGGAUCUCAACGUCUACUCAUUAUGACUACCCUACAGACUAAUAUUGAUAUUGCGAGAUCAAUGAGCAACAUUUUGAAGCAUGCCGAGUUUAGGGAGGUGGGACUAUCGGAAACGGCUCUUAACGAGCUCAAAUUUAGUUACAGAAACUGCCUGAAAAAGAUUCAUAAGGCAAAACUAGCCUUGAGUUCUCCCGACAAAAGACAGAGGGAGACCUUACUAGAGCGUCAACUGAUGCAACAAGAGCAUGCGCUUAUGCGCCCAGGCACAAACCCCGCGACAAAACAUGCUCCUCCGCCUAACGUCGAUCCAACGCUCGGGGUAGGAGACAACAGUUUUUUCGGAGGGUUUCACUCUCCUGGAUAA
Molecule: messenger RNA, 2334 nt
Organism: Lachancea sp. 'fantastica'
Lineage: Eukaryota; Fungi; Ascomycota; Saccharomycetes; Saccharomycetales; Saccharomycetaceae
Source: the annotation of a GenBank genome assembly